AUGUCCGAACGAAAGGUACUCACGAAGUACUACCCUCCAGACUUUGAUCCGUCGAAGAUCGGAAGAACACCCAAGCACUUACGGCCCACUGGUCCGAAGACCAUUAGCGUUCGGUUGAUGGCGCCUUACAGCAUGAAGUAUCCCAAGAACAUGGACUAUACGUCUGAAAGAGGCGCGAAGCGAAAUUUCGAGCCAUGGAGGGACCCAGCAAGCAAGGAACUGCAAGAGACAGACGAGCAGCGGCUCGACAGAUUGGAGAGAGAAGAAGCAGAGGCUGCCGAAGAGGAGGAGCGAAAUGCCAUGGAAGAGCUUGAAGCGAAGAUGGAGGAAAGCAAGCGAGAAAUGCAAGUUGCUGACGCGCUAGAUGAGAUUCGAACGAGGAAUGCGCGCAUAGAGCGUGGUGGUAAAGGUGGCAAGGAAGAUCAGGCUUUGGCGCAGGCACGGCUUGAGAGCAACGAGUCAAGGUUGCGUGAAGAGCAGGAACUGGAAGAAGCUGCACGGCUUGUAUUUGCAAAAGACAAUGUGGAAAGAGCAAGGUUAGAGGAGGAGCAAGAGCUCGAUUCUGUGGCAGACAGGGAGACUGAAAGCAAGCCUGCUACUUACAGUUUCGAAAAAGAGCCAAGGCCCAGGAAAGUGAACAACAGCACAAUAUUGCUGAAGAAAGCAAUAAGCAACACUACAAAACCGCCAGCAGCUGCGGCCGUGCCGGUUGUUGCCAGUGGCUUAGGUCUGGCUGGAUAUGAUUCCGACGAGGAGGAUUGA
Molecule: messenger RNA, 762 nt
Organism: Lithohypha guttulata
Lineage: Eukaryota; Fungi; Ascomycota; Eurotiomycetes; Chaetothyriales; Trichomeriaceae
Gene: cwf16
Product: Pre-mRNA-splicing factor cwf16
Exons: 2
Coding region: 1-762 (253 amino acids)
Biological process (GO): mRNA splicing, via spliceosome
Cellular component (GO): U2-type catalytic step 1 spliceosome
Source: RefSeq, a predicted model, not a curated record